AUGGCAAACAAUACAACAGCUACGUCAGUAACAGCCGCGUACUCUACACCUAAAUUGGCUAGAUUGCCAGAAACACAGCUCACGUCGAACACAGAACAGCCUCAUAUAGUCGUAGUACGUCGUGUCGCACACGCUGCACAUGGCCACAACGCAAUUUUUCCACCAAUAGGUAAGCUUCCAUGCUGGAAGAAAAGAAGGGAUUUCCAUCCUCAAGCAUGGAUGGAGCUUGGACUCGACGUUCGGAUUGUGAGUUUCUGCCCUACAUCAAGCGAAACGGAGGUCGAUGAGGAAGUUUACAAAGCCUACGCAUUCACUUAUGGACAAGCCCUGAAUGGUGCUUUCUGA
Exserohilum turcica Et28A is the source of this 345-nucleotide messenger RNA. RefSeq lists its product as uncharacterized. The coding region runs from base 1 to 345 and encodes 114 amino acids. The record is from RefSeq and is a predicted model, not a curated record. Lineage: Eukaryota; Fungi; Ascomycota; Dothideomycetes; Pleosporales; Pleosporaceae. The transcript is spliced from 2 exons.